Molecule: messenger RNA, 1659 nt
Organism: Myripristis murdjan (pinecone soldierfish)
Lineage: Eukaryota; Metazoa; Chordata; Actinopteri; Holocentriformes; Holocentridae
Product: homeodomain-interacting protein kinase 2-like
Exons: 11
Coding region: 67-1659 (530 amino acids)
Biological process (GO): peptidyl-serine phosphorylation; peptidyl-threonine phosphorylation
Cellular component (GO): cytoplasm; nucleus
Molecular function (GO): ATP binding; protein tyrosine kinase activity; protein serine/threonine kinase activity
Source: RefSeq, a predicted model, not a curated record
GUGAGGAUUCAGUCUUGGCCCACUGUGCACUGUUGCAUCAUAAAGGUGCUCUGGAAGUUCUGUCACAUGAAGUGGGCAAGAUGUGGACUUGCUCUUCAUUCUACCACAUGCAGAUUGAGGAUUCUGUGCCAGAAAGAUUUCAACAUGAAAAAAAAGAAACUGAGUUUUCCUGCUCACCCCCUGACAACCCUUCAGCUCUCGGUCUCCACUGAAGACUCCCUCAAGUCCAGCAACUAUGUGGAGCUGAGCAGACUGGGUGAGGGAGGUUUUGGAACUGUGAGCCGAUGCCUCAAACAGGACACCAACAAAAUCGUGGCUGUCAAACGGCUCAAAGACAGACAGACAAACGCUGAAAAGGAGAUAUCCAUGUUAGAAAGGCUGCGAUCUUUUGUCGCCCACAAGUACAACAUGGUCCGCUUUUAUGAGAGCUUCCAGAAGGAUGGGUACACUUUUCUGGUGUUCGAGGCCUUGGACAUCAGCCUCUAUGAUUACAUGAGGCAGAGGGACUUUGCCCCUCUGUCUCUGUAUGACAUCAAAUGGAUCAUCAAACAGCUGGCCAGAGCGUUUGCCGUCCUGAGGCUCAUGGAGGUGAUCCACACAGAUGUUAAACCAGAUAACAUCAUGCUGGUGGAUCACCGCAGGAAGCCCCUGAGGGUCAAACUGAUUGAUUUUGGGUUGGCCAUCCCAGUCUCUGAGGCCAAGCAGGGCUCCUGUCUUCAACCCAUUUACUGGAGGUCUCCAGAAAUCCUUUUGGGCCUCCAGUUUUCCGAGGCCAUCGACAUGUGGUCCCUUGGCUGUGUGAUGGCUCAGAUGCUGCUGGGCUAUUUACUCUUCCCUGGAGACAGUGAAUAUGACGUGAUGAGAUUCAUCGUCGAGCUGCUGGGUCGACCAGAUGAUUACCUUUUGAAAGCUGGACUAAGAACAAAGCUGUUCUUCGAACUAACGCCGUUCUACCACUGGCGGCGAUGCUGGAGACUCAAGAGCCCAGUGAAGUACAGCAGAGAUGCCAGGAGGUACAGCUUCAGGUCUCUAGUUCAGCUCAAGGAGAUUCUGGCUGACCAGAACAAGGCUGAGGCAGAUGACAUCAGGGACUGUGUUGACCUGAUAAAGGCACUUCUCGAGGUGAAUCCCGCAUGGAGGAUUACCCCACCUGAACUCCUCGGGCACCCAUUCCUGUUAAGGCGCAUCUUUGACCGCCCCUGCCGCCAGACCAGGCCUCGGCCACUGAAGUUGGAAAGUGCUGAGGGCAGGAGCAGCCCCCAGCUCCUUGUGAUCAAGGACUCCAGCCCUCAGAAGACUGAGGAGGCCCUCAGAGAAGUCACUGAUGCCAUGACUGAGGGUCACACUGACAUGUCAUUGGAGGCCCUCGGUACAAAUGAAGAGACUGCUGUCAUAACUGAGGAGACGAUGCCACUCAACACCACAGAGGUCGGAGCUGCCACUUCUCCAGCCGUGGACUUGGGUGUGGUGAGCGUUUGUGCUCCACAGAGCAGAGCAGCUGCAGCUCCUGCCACUGCCACCAACAGGGCCAACAGCACUCACACCACACCUGACAUCACCCAGCCUGAGAAGAAGAGGAGAGGGGGCAGAGUGAGGCGCUUCUUCUCCAGGUUGCUGAGGGUAAUUCAAGGUGUGAACAACCGUGUCAGUGUGGUGUGA